UUUCAAGUCUCAUCUGGUUGUCAGUCGUUCCCCCAAUGCGCCUCAUAUGUUGAUCUUCUAAUGGCUGAAGUUACAGGCAAAGUAGAUUUAAAAAUCGGAGAUGACACGUACCAGACUUGGUACAAAAUCGUUGGGGAUCUCGUUUCGGGUGCGCACCCUCUCAUCAUACUGCAUGGCGGCCCUGGCAUACUGCAUGAGUAUAUGACACCUCUCUCCGAAAUUCAGGCAUCC
Molecule: messenger RNA, 231 nt
Organism: Suillus discolor
Lineage: Eukaryota; Fungi; Basidiomycota; Agaricomycetes; Boletales; Suillaceae
Product: L-amino-acid amidase
Exons: 1
Source: RefSeq, a predicted model, not a curated record